Molecule: messenger RNA, 825 nt
Organism: Melampsora larici-populina 98AG31
Lineage: Eukaryota; Fungi; Basidiomycota; Pucciniomycetes; Pucciniales; Melampsoraceae
Exons: 4
Coding region: 1-825 (274 amino acids)
Source: RefSeq, a predicted model, not a curated record
AUGCUAUUACGCGAUUUUACCAUCCAACUCAUCAACCGGUCACCACACCUCUCCGCAACACUCACGGUGUCAGACUUCGUCCGCUUUGCAUCGCUUUCUGCCGAAGUCGAACAUCGCGCCGGUGGUUCCUUACGGCUGUCACCGAAUCAAAACCCUGUGUUACCAUUCCUUGAGGAGGCCUUAUCCGUUCAAUUCCCCACCGACCUUCUGGACGACUUAUGGCAACUGCUUUUCCCCUUACUCCGCUGGUGUCGAAUCGAUCCAACACUCUCCAUACGCAAUAUGGGUCUCCAACAAAACUUUACCACGAAGUUGCCCGAACGAUUUCUACGCGCACCUUUAUCCCACUGUGUCAUAUGCUCCAAAGACGAUGCCUACGCCUUACACGUGCACUCUCGGAUCAAUGGAUACCUUCAUGACAUCGACGGUGUGCACCCAGUGCAGACCGUUAUCCUCAGUUGCUCCAACCCCAAAUGCGACACCGUUUAUAGGCCCAGUUUUUACACCCGAGAUAGCGCUCGAUACUACUACACAAAGGACCUGGGCCGCGAUAUGGAUUAUCUACACAUCACCUGUCAUUACUACAUGAGUACUCGAAUGGCCUACAUGUUCCGGGUGCUACAAAUGCUAGGACAUGUCUCUCAUUUCAAUUUGGUGAAUUGGUACAACAUGGUGUUUGUAGACGAGACUCCCGCGGCGACCUUCACCCCCGAUCAACUAUUUACACCGUCUAUGUCAGAGGAAGUGUGUCGUAAUGGCCUGAUGCUUCAUUCGUUGAUUAAGCAUGCCGACCGAAGAGGUACCACCCUAGUCAUCAACUGCUGA